AUUGGCUCCACAGCUGCGGGCCCCAUGAUCCCCUUUGCACGAUCAAAGUAGUUCUAUCUUCGACAAUCGGCCCGGUACUUGAUUGCCGCUUCUUCUGAGUACAUACCAGAAUGUCAACACUCCCCUUCGGCAUAUAUAGCGAGCUCUCCAAGGUCCUCGAGUGAAGUCUUUCGUCCUCACCAAGUGCGCGCAGUGCACCGAGUUGACAGUUGCUUCUCCAAGAUGGUCCAGCAACCUCUCAUUUACACUGCCAAAGUCUGUCCGUACGCUCAGCGCAGCUUGAUUGCGCUCGAGGAAGCUGGAGUCAAGUAUGACCGGUACGAUAUCGACCUGGCCGACAAGCCAUCAGUGUACAACGAAAGAGUCAACUCUGCUUCCAAAGUCCCCGUACUCGUCUUGAACCCGUCCGACUCGGCCGACAACGGCGGCGUCACCAAAGACAAGGGCACCGUAAAGUUACCCGAGUCGCUCGUCAUUUCCGAGUACAUCGGUGAGGAGUACCAAUCGGCCGGGCUUCUGCCGAAGAGGCGCCGAGCAAAAGCGAGGUACUACAUCGAGCGAUUCUCUCAUAUCUUUGGCCCGCCCUGGAUAUUACUGUUGUACCGAGGCAAGGCAGACUCUCUCCCGUCUCUCCUCUCCGCCAUCUCGACCUUCCAACUCUGGUUAUCGCCUACGUCAGGAAGUGAGGACAGCGGACCUUUCGUAUUCGGCAAGCAGUACACUCUCGCGGACCUUGCUAUCGCGCCGUUCAUUGGUCGCCUCAUUUUCUUCAGCAAGAGAGGCAUCCUCGACCCCUUGGGAGGCGGAGACGUGCACAAGGCGCUGACGGGCGGCGACGACAUAUUUGCGCGGGUGGCGCAGUGGUGGGAGGCCGUCAGCACGCGGCGGAGCUGGAAGAGUACAUUCAACGAGGAUAUCAUCUACAAGGCGGCGAAGACAAGGCAAGAAAAGGUCUUGGCGGAAAGACAGGUGGGAAAGCAAUAGAAAUUACUGUAUACGCGUUUGACACUCGACGAAGUGUAGAGCUGCGCAUUUUCCUUAACGAGAGUGUUGCAGAUGAGGAUCAUGAUGCAAGGCGAUAUAGCAAAUGAAAUAGGGGAAUACAAUUGUGCGUACCACUCUCAUUGGAAGAUGAGUGACUUUCAUUAGCAAGACGUGAAG
This is a messenger RNA of Tilletiaria anomala UBC 951, 1161 nucleotides long. RefSeq lists its product as uncharacterized. The transcript has 3 exons. Gene Ontology annotation, cellular component: cytoplasm. Bases 223 to 984 code for a protein of 253 amino acids. The record is from RefSeq and is a predicted model, not a curated record. Lineage: Eukaryota; Fungi; Basidiomycota; Exobasidiomycetes; Georgefischeriales; Tilletiariaceae.